CGUCUUCACACCGGGGAACGGCCCUACAAGUGCUUGGAAUGUGGAAAGAGCUUCAGCAAGAGCUCCAGCCUCACAUACCACCAGCGCUUCCACAGUGGGGAACGGCCCUACAAGUGCUUGGAAUGUGGGAAAAGCUUCAGUCAGAGCUCCCACCUCCUCACCCACCGCCGGCUGCACACAGGGGAACGGCCCUACAAGUGCCUGGAAUGUGGGAAGAGCUUCAACCGUAGCUUCAGCCUUGUCAUCCACCGGCGUGUUCACACCGGGGAACGGCCCUACAAAUGUCCUGAGUGUGAGAAGAGGUUCCGGACCAGCUCUGAUCUCCUUCUGCAUCAACGAAUGCACACAGAGGAGAGGCCCUUCCGCUGCACCGACUGUGGGAAGGGCUUCGUCCGCAGCUCUGACCUCAUUAAGCACUGGCACAUCCACACCGGGGAGAGGCCCUACAGGUGCCUGAAGUGUGGGAAGAGCUUCAACCAGAGCUCUGCCUUGACCUCACACCAAAGGACCCACCGGUAAAGGAAG
Molecule: messenger RNA, 525 nt
Organism: Manacus vitellinus (golden-collared manakin)
Lineage: Eukaryota; Metazoa; Chordata; Aves; Passeriformes; Pipridae
Product: zinc finger protein 239
Exons: 1
Biological process (GO): regulation of transcription by RNA polymerase II
Cellular component (GO): transcription regulator complex; PcG protein complex
Molecular function (GO): DNA-binding transcription factor activity, RNA polymerase II-specific; RNA polymerase II cis-regulatory region sequence-specific DNA binding
Source: RefSeq, a predicted model, not a curated record